AUGGUAUUAUGGCGUGGACGACUUAUAUUUAGACAGUAUAUACCAAAUAAACGUCACAAAUAUGUUAUCAAGCUGUACAUGAUCACAACCCCUGAUGGUAUGGUUCUCAAAUUUAUGGUAUAUACAGGUAUGUUGGAUGAUUCUGGUGGAAAAGGACAUGCACAGAAAGUCGUAAUGAAUUUACUUGAGGGAAUGUUGGAUGUAGGGCAUAGCGUAUUUAUGGACAAUUAUUAUAACAGCUAUGAUCUGGCAAAAUGUCUUUCUGAUAGAAAAACUCAUUGUACUGGGACAAUUAGAAACAACAGGAAGACAUUUCCGAAAGAGGUAAACGAAAAAAAACUAAAGAAAGGGCAAACUGUAGCAAAAUAUACUAAUGGUGUGAUGAUUGCUAAGUGGAAGGAUAAGAGAGACGUCACUUAUAUUUCCAAUGAAUAUAAAAAUGAUAUGGUGGAAAAAACAAACAAAAGAGGUGAAGUUAAAACAAAACCACUACCUGUAAUUCAGUAUAAUAAAUUUAUGGCAGGUAUUGAUAAGCAAGACCAGAUGCUUGCUUAUUAUCCUUGUGAAAGAAAAACGAUUAGGUGGCCCACGAAAAUUUUUGUGCAUAUUUUGCAAAUAAUGAUGUCCAAUUCCCACUUUAUCUACAACAAGUAUUCCAAUAGAAAUAUGUCACUUUAUGACUAUCGUCUAUCCGUGAUAAGAUGCUUAUUGAAACAGCCAUCUGUUCAUCGUGCUUCUGUGUGUCAUCCAUCUGAAUCGGAGCAUGUACUAAAAACGCGGGAAGAGAAAAAAGGUGGAAAAAUACUGCGAAAGCAGUGUAAAAGCUGUUAUUCGGAAGGAAAACUAAAAGAUACCAUAUAUGUGUGCAAAGUUUGCGAAGGAUCUCCCGGAUACUGCCUAGAUUGUUCUAAGAUUACACACAAAUAA
Molecule: messenger RNA, 927 nt
Organism: Stegodyphus dumicola
Lineage: Eukaryota; Metazoa; Arthropoda; Arachnida; Araneae; Eresidae
Product: piggyBac transposable element-derived protein 4-like
Source: RefSeq, a predicted model, not a curated record